AUGGGUGUGAACCAGUCGCCUCUCGCCCUACUCACCACACCAAGUGCUGUACAGAGGGACUUCUUGUUCCGGUCUGACCCAGCUCAGCAACCUGCUCCCGGGGCCCCCGAAGGGGGAGCCCCUGGUGGGGGUCCCCCUGGGCCAGCCCCCAAUCAGAGCAGUAACCGUCGGGUGCAGCAGACGCAGGCCCAAGUGAAGGAGGUGGUUGAUAUAAUGUGUGUAAAUGUAAACAAGGUGCUGGAACGAGACCAGAAACUGUCAGAGCUAGAUGACCGGGCAGAUGCACUUCAGGCCGGUGCCUCACAAUUUGAGAGUAGUGCAGCAAAACUCAAAAGGAAGUACUGGUGGAAGAACUGCAAGAUGAUGAUCAUGAUGGGAGUGAUUUGUGCCAUUGUGGUGGUGGUGAUUGUAAUAACAGAAGGAAUUGGGGGUGGCCAUCGUUGUAGAAACGGGAAAUGCUGUCUGCCAGGUCAGGUAAACCUAUGACUUGCUGUCUGAACAUGGCCAUUUCAGUUAUUAUAAAGGAGAGUCUACAUGAUUACCUCAGUCAAGUGCAACAGACUAAACACACUUAAGUGAAAGGAGUUUUUUUACUAUCUAAAAGGCAUGUGUGGGAGUAAAAUCUGCCAGAACAAAUGAAAGAACAACAGUAAGGAGUCUGGUGGGGGGUGUCAAAUAUUCUUUUCAUCUAUGCAGACACAAGCCAGGACCUUGUGGCUUUCUACUAUCUUGUAGCUUUCUGGAAGACGUUGGGGUAGUGGCAGAAUAGGAAUGGAUGUUUUGCUUUUGUGUUACUGGGUUGAAUGUCAAAGGAAGUGUGCUACAUAGCAGAUGGAGGUGAAAGAGUCUGGAGGUAUUCCAGAUGAGACUGAAUGAGCCACACAGCUUUCUGAUUAAGAAUACCGGUUCUGUUUCUGCUACCACAAAGCCCUAACUUUCAGCAGGAGUUAGAAAAUACUUGAAAUGGUUAGCUAGGUAUUCAAAGGGAAAUGCUGCUCUGGGCAUGGGUAUUGCAAAGUGACAUCAGAUGUCCCAGUUUGGCAGCUGAGAUCUCUAGAGAUCUUGCCUGUCAAACUGAAAUCCUCCUACUUGCUAUGGGUUCUCUUGAAUUUAGAUCCAAGGUGGUCUCUGCUGGAAGUAAACUUGCAGUGUGGAAUGCUGUGGCUUUCUGUAAGCAAUCCCCUUGUUCUCCUCCAUCAAAAAUAACAAGAGCUGUGAAUUG
Messenger RNA from Gymnogyps californianus (California condor), 1222 nucleotides. It is a transcript of the gene VAMP1, whose product is annotated as vesicle associated membrane protein 1. The transcript is spliced from 6 exons. The coding region runs from base 1 to 486 and encodes 161 amino acids. Gene Ontology annotation, biological process: vesicle fusion; vesicle-mediated transport; SNARE complex assembly. The record is from RefSeq and is a predicted model, not a curated record. Gene Ontology annotation, cellular component: SNARE complex; plasma membrane. Lineage: Eukaryota; Metazoa; Chordata; Aves; Accipitriformes; Cathartidae. Gene Ontology annotation, molecular function: syntaxin binding; SNAP receptor activity.